AUGCGUCUCACGGGUGCUCUCGCUCUGCUGUUGGCCGUUGCCACAGCCUCCCCUGUUGCAGUCGCCGACAUUGGGUCCAAGGACGUCAAGGAGAUCAACGGUCUCCCUGUUGUCAGCGUCGAGGCUCUGCAGUCCCUCGAGGCUCGCGAUGCCCUCAUAACCAAAGACGUCAUUGCUGCAGGCAAGGCCGAUGCCCCCGUGGAGAACUCGCUCGAAGCCAGAGUCUGGCCUGCCUCUCACCAGAGCGACCACUUCAGGGCCGGAAACGGAUGGGCCAACAGAGUCAAGACUCGCAUCAUCGUCAGCGGAGUUCAUCUCGUGGUCACUGCCUGGUUCAAUGACAUCCACACCAUGUUUGUGCAGUUCGAGCCGGAUUUCCCUAGUGGUACGUUCACACACUUCAUGAAGUCUGACUUUAAAGAGCCGGAACUGACAAGUAGCAACAGCUCCCAACUUCUUGAUGGCUGGCCUUGA
Molecule: messenger RNA, 474 nt
Organism: Colletotrichum scovillei
Lineage: Eukaryota; Fungi; Ascomycota; Sordariomycetes; Glomerellales; Glomerellaceae
Exons: 4
Coding region: 1-474 (157 amino acids)
Source: RefSeq, a predicted model, not a curated record